GGCUCCCAGGACUCGCUGCUGGACAGUGGCAGCGGCGGUCGGGGCCAUGGAGGCGGGGGGCUCUCGGCCCCCUCCUGCGCCUCCGAGCACGAGCUGCGCGUAGUCUCGCCGGUCUUCCUGCAGCUGCCCAGCUACGAGGAGGUCAAGUAUCUGCCAACCUACGAGGAGUCCAUGCGGCUGCAGCAGCUCAGCCCCGGCGAGGUCGUGCUGCCCGUGUCCGUGCUCGGCCGCCCUCGAGGCGGCGGCGCCAGGGAGUCGGACGGCGGCGAGGGCCGCUUCCCGCUCAUCUGAGCGCCCGGGGCCGCUCGAGGACCACGCAGACAGACCUGGGAUGGGCACUGCGGCUGGGGCGCAACGGCUGGGGUGGCCGCGGCCGCCACCGACUUCCUUGGACCUCGUCUGCCACCCCGGCUUAAUCGCCCAUCGCCGGGCGACUGGGUUGGGGUCACCCCCACUCCCUGCUCUCUUAAGUUUCAUUCGGUUCAAGGAAACAUUAGGCACGCGGGGCAGGGGUGACAGCAGCGGGCAAGCUCGGAGCGCAACUUCGAAGGACGGUCCCCGCCCUCAGAUUGUGUUCACUCGUGCCAGCUUCCCGAAUCAAAGAGAACACGUGAGCCCUUUGGUGCGUCGGGAGAAGGGCAGUCUCCUUUAGGGCUGAGGGGUUAGGGGCGCAGUUCCACUCCUUUCCCUCUCUCCAGGACAGGUCAAGGUCUCCCUGUAUGGGCGGAGGUCGAGAAGCGAGCCGCGCCUGCAGACUGCUGCGCGCGUCUGGGAAAGUAGCUCGUAGGUAUGAUCAGAUCCCUCCCUUGAGGGGAACCCAGAAAAGCGCUUCCGUGUCUUCCAGGCCAAGCAUAGUCACGGCUGUUGGAUGGUUCACAGUUUGGUGGUAUACUCGUGAUAUCCAGUUAGUUGCUGUACCUACUCAAGAUACAGGAAUUACGUAUAUACAAGACCAUAUUCAUAAUAAGGUACAGUUGGACUUUUGAUUUUUCAACAACUGAAAAGAUAUUUAUAUUUGUCUUUUAUUUUUAUAUUUUACCAUAUAUUGAAUGCAUCAGGUAUAUGUGCAAUGAAUGACAAGAUAAUUGUCUUAUCACCCUUUUUAGGCCUUGAUGACCAGAAAUUGCCCACACUCUGUCAUUAUUGUUUAAUAAAAUGUUGGACAUUAUUUCAUUUACAAUGGGGGAAAAAAGAGGCAUAGUCAAAAGAGAAAACAUAUGUGACAUAAAAAACAUGAAGGAUAUCUUAUUUUCACUAUUCGAGAAGAAUAUAUUUUAUUUUUAGUACUGUGGCAUAAUAUAUAACUUUUUAUAACUAUAUAUUAUGUAGUCUAGGUUUUGUGUCAUUUACCACAGUUAUAUGUAAAAAUGACUUGAUAAAUAUAUGCCAUAUCAUGAAGCAUGAUGCUAUACACUUUCCCCUCGAUUUUUCAUUUGGAAUACAUUACAGAACAUAAGGACUUGUGAUUCAUAACUUGUUUAAAGCCAUAAUUGUGCAGUUAUAUACUACAGAAGGAUUCGGUCAACCUAUCUUAAGUAAAAAAAAAUAAGUAUCAUUGUAUCAGUUCUACCAUUCUAUGAAUGUCUUUUAAGCCAGUGCUAAUAUAAAAUAUGAAAAUGCAUUAUGUAUAAUGUACAUAUGCAUAUUGUCUAUGUACAAUAUAUACAUUGUAUACCAUAUAAUUAUUACAGUUUUUGAUUAUCAUGAAAGGAAAAGAAGGAAAAAAGUUUCUCUCUUCGAGGAUGAGUAUUACGUUAAGGAAGAUUACACAUAUGGACCUCAUAUGUGUAUCUAGAAACAUUUGUUAUGAUUGAAAGUCUGACAAUCCUGAGAAAUCUUAAAAUACCUGAAUUAUAAUAGAAGAAGAUGAUUUGAUUACUUUAAACUUGUAAAAGCUGGUUGAAAAACUGAUAGUUCUAAGAAAUUUUAAAAUGUCUCAAUUGUAAUAGAAGAGAAUAGUUUACUCUAAACCUUUAAAAGCUAAUGACCCUGUCAUUAAAAUCAUUUGAAGUGUAUUGAAGCAGAAAAACAUUAAAAUCUUUCUUUGUGUAAAUUA
Molecule: messenger RNA, 2056 nt
Organism: Pteropus alecto (black flying fox)
Lineage: Eukaryota; Metazoa; Chordata; Mammalia; Chiroptera; Pteropodidae
Gene: CUNH3orf80
Product: chromosome unknown C3orf80 homolog
Exons: 1
Source: RefSeq, a predicted model, not a curated record